Molecule: messenger RNA, 1922 nt
Organism: Nannospalax galili (Upper Galilee mountains blind mole rat)
Lineage: Eukaryota; Metazoa; Chordata; Mammalia; Rodentia; Spalacidae
Gene: Ndufaf4
Product: NADH:ubiquinone oxidoreductase complex assembly factor 4
Exons: 3
Coding region: 84-626 (180 amino acids)
Biological process (GO): mitochondrial respiratory chain complex I assembly
Cellular component (GO): mitochondrion
Source: RefSeq, a predicted model, not a curated record
CCGGCGUGCGCAUGCUCUGUGCGUAGAGGUCGGCAGUGCGGGAGUUUCCCCACGUGUGUGUGAGCUGAAGGGAUCAUGUGGAGAUGGGGGCUCGCGUGACCCGCGCCGUCAGAAACUUCAAUCUGGAGAAUCGAGCGGAGCGGGAGAUCAGCAGGGCGAAACCGUCCACGGCGCCCAAGCACCCGUCCACGCGCAGCCUCCUGCGCGAGCAGCUGAGCCACCAUCCAGAAAUUGAGGGAGAAAUUGCAAGAAAAGAUAACAAGCUGCUGUCGUUACUAAAAGAUGUGUAUGUCGAUUCCAAAGAUCCUGUGUCCUCCUUGCGGGCAAAAGAUACUGAACGACAGCAAGAGCCAAAGGAAUUCAGACUGCCAGUGGGCCAUCACUUUGAUAUGAAUACCAUGGACAUCCCCAAAGGCAAAAUUUCUGUUGUAGAGGCAUUGACACUUCUCAAUAAUCAUAAGCUUUCUCCAGAAACAUGGACUGCUGAGAAAAUAGCACAAGAAUACCAUUUAGAACUGAAAGAUGUAAAUGCACUUUUAAAAUACUUUGUUACUUUUGAAGUCAAAGUCUUCCCUCAUGAAGGCAAGAAAGCAAUACAGUCAAAAUGCAGAGAAAUCACAGAAUGACUUUUCCUCUGUGUACUUCUGAUCCCUCUGUCCUCAUUUUUAGUAUGUUAAUUAUAUAAAUCACUGUGAAUUUGGUGCUCCCUGCUUUGAGAGCAUACUAUGUAUUGAGCUCUUUGACUUCUUCAGGAUUACUCAUCGGAUUAUUUUUUCCUUUUUUAAUUUGACUUCUGCAUGGGUUCUAUGUAUGUUAGGAUGAAUGAUCACACGUAUAAAUUUAUGACAAGUAACAGAUAACGUGUCAUUGAUUGGCCCAUAGUGUACAUUUAACAUUAGAAGAUUCACUCUCCAGGUUAGGAUGAUUAGUUGAUUCUUUGUAGGAGGCCUUAUAAGCAAGAGCUGGCCUGACUGCUCUAAGACUGGUGUUUUCUUCUUAGGGAAAGAUGCUUAUCAGUGAGGCAAAGUGACCACAUUUCAGAGAGGAAACUGACUACAACAUCAGUAGAAAAGGUCCAUUACUGCUCUGUUGAAUAAGAAUUUGUAAGGCCUUCUUUUGUUUUGAAUCGGUUUUAGGUAUGAAAUAAAGUUACAAAGAGGAAUCAGUGGUAUCUAUAAAAUGUUAGCAAUCUCCUUUGACAAACAGAAAUAGGUAAGCUUUCAGACAGGCAGGAACUACUUAGCUUUCCUCUAAUUUAGAAAUAAGAGAAACAUGAACAGAACCCAGGAUAAGUGAAAUUUGGUGAUCAAAUAUAUCUAUUUCUGUUUUCAUGCCAGUUGAAAGAAGAGGAAAAAAUAGCAAGUAGAAGCAUGAAAUUCAAUCCCUGAAGGGCCCUGGGAGGCACCACUGCGUUCUCUUAAACUCAGGAGCACAGCACGAGCUAGUAAUAGAAUCUUUGGCAAGAUUGAGUUCCGCUCAGUCUGAUACAUUGCACUUGUGGGUUCUUGGGUAGAUUGUGUGACCUCUCUGAAAUUGAAUUUCUGCUAUAAAGGAUUAUAGUGCUGUCUUCCUUAUGUAAAUCGAAGGGCUGUUGUGAAGAUAAAUAAUGAAGGACUACAGAGGACCAAGCAAAUACAGAUUUUUAUAGUUAAAAAUAGGUGCCUGAGGAGCAUGUAACUGAGAUUUCUGUAGUUUAUGACAUGGGGAGGCCAUAAUUUAGGUUCUCAAGAUCCUACUAAUAUUUUUUAUCUGUUAGGCCCAAAAGAAGCACAUUUCCACAGGACAGAAGGAAGGAGCUGGGAGAAUUGGGAUUGUCGGCGUCUUCCAAGGGAUAAAGGCAGGCAUUGUAUUUCCCUGGAGAGUCCCUUGGAAAUGACGUGGACGAUGUCCAGGAGGAGUUCCUCUUAGUGAUGGAAUGAGGC